This is a messenger RNA of Pistacia vera, 1245 nucleotides long. RefSeq names its product LRR receptor-like serine/threonine-protein kinase RCH1. Lineage: Eukaryota; Viridiplantae; Streptophyta; Magnoliopsida; Sapindales; Anacardiaceae. The coding region runs from base 1 to 1245 and encodes 414 amino acids. Gene Ontology annotation, molecular function: protein binding. The transcript has a single exon. The record is from RefSeq and is a predicted model, not a curated record.
AUGCCUGCAGAUAUGCCUUCAAUCUUUCCAUCUGGUUUAUAUUCCAUCGUUUUAACAGCAUUUUUAGCUUUGUUUCCGACCAUCGCUCAUUCAGUCACUCUAGAAUCUGAUUCUGCAGUUCUUAGUUUGCUUAAGCGUUCCAUCGAUCCUAACACAAUUCCAAUAUCUUCGUUCCUCGACACUUGGAAUCUCUCAGCAGAUCCCUGUGAAAGUACAUCACAGUUUCUGGGAAUUUUAUGUACAUACCCUGAAGAAGAAUCACGUCAACGAAUAGUAGCAAUUGACCUGGACAGCUUUGGAUAUGAUGGGGUUCUAACACAAUCAAUAGGAAACCUCACAGAGCUCACCACCCUCAAUCUAGGCAGAAACAAAUUUAGAGGGCCAAUACCGGAUUCUAUUUCUGGUCUCAGAAAGCUCACCACACUUUCUAUGUCAGGCAAUUUCCUCAGUGGCAGUAUCCCCAGAGGAAUAACCAUGCUUAAGAAGCUUGAAUCUGUAGACCUGUCAUACAACACCCUCUCAGGUUCAAUCCCUGCCAAACUUUCUGGACUAAGAAGACUAAUCCACUUGCGUUUAUCACAUAAUGAGCUCUCAGGCAGAAUUCCUGACCUUACAGCGUCAUGGCAGCUUGAUACAUUAGAACUUGACAACAAUCAGCUAUAUGGUAAUUUGCCGAAUUUUCCGGCAAGUUUGAGGACUUUGUCUCUGAGCCAUAAUACAUUAUCAGGGCAUAUUACACCAAUAGGGAAGCUUAAAAACCUCAAAUUACUGGACCUGAGUAAUAAUAGGCUUACUGGUUCCAUUAGACAGCAGAUUCUUAAAUUGUCUCAGGUGGUUCACAUUAAUGUUUCAAUGAACCUCUUCACUGGAAUAGAGGUGGCCAAGUUUGUUGGAAUAGAAACACACCUUCAAGAUUUUGAUGCCCAUGGGAAUAUGAUACGCAGUCGUUUGCCAGCCAACUUAGUCACCGUCAGCAACCUGACUUCCGUUAACCUGGCUCGGAAUGACUUCACCGGGCCGAUUCCAAGGGAAUAUGGGGUGAAAGUGGUCAACUCUUGGAAAAGCUUGUUCUUAGAUCAUAACUUCUUAACUGGAGAUCUUCCACAGGAGUUCAGCAAUGCUAGCAUCAGGAUGAAAGGAAGUCUGGCAAACAACUGUUUAAGGUGUCCUACAAAUGUAACAUUGUGCCUUGGUGGGCAAAGGUCAACUUCGGAGUGCGUUGGGCUGAAUGAUGGCUCGGAGUGA